Molecule: messenger RNA, 4140 nt
Organism: Penicillium antarcticum
Lineage: Eukaryota; Fungi; Ascomycota; Eurotiomycetes; Eurotiales; Aspergillaceae
Product: CDR ABC transporter
Exons: 7
Coding region: 1-4140 (1379 amino acids)
Biological process (GO): transmembrane transport
Cellular component (GO): membrane
Molecular function (GO): ABC-type transporter activity; ATP hydrolysis activity; ATP binding
Source: RefSeq, a predicted model, not a curated record
AUGGACGAGGCAAAGAUCCCUACCGAGUCCGAUGGGAUGGUCGAUACCGACGUACCGUCGUCGGCACCGUCAACUUCACCAUCCCAGAUCAUCAAAAUGGAGCCAAUUGCAGAUAGUGUUCGAGAUUUUCUGAAAACGCGCCAGCCUGUUAUCCCCGACCACACCGGCGUGGUCUUUGACAACAUAUCGGCCGUGGGAAGCGGCACCGGAUCAAAAGAUGCACCCACGGUCAUGUCAGCGGCCAAGUCGGCCUUUGGGCUGUUAAGUCCCCUACAGAACAGAAAAAGCAGACAGUAUUCUCGACCCAUCCUUAGUGGAUUCUCGGGCACAAUUGAGCCUGGAGAAAUGUUAUUAGUACUAGGAAAGCCGGGGAGUGGCUGUACAACCUUUCUCAAAGCCUUGUCGGGAUUGUGGGACGAUCAUAAUUGCUGCCUGUUAUUUGGAUACAAACUGACAGAAGAUUAUCCUAUAGCUGAGUCGGACGACCACUUUCCUACAUUGACCGUUGCGGAGACCUUGCGCUUUGCGAUUCGAGCACGCUGCGGUUCCCAUUUCGCGGCCGCUCAAAUUGAGACUAUGGUAGCCCAAUUGGCAAAGCUAAUUGGUCUUGAGAAUGUUCUCGGCACCAAGGUCGGGGAUGCGAAGACACGAGGAGUCAGUGGAGGAGAACGCCGUCGGGUGUCUUUGGCAGAAGCCCUGGCCACCUGUGCUCGCCUGAUAUGCUUGGAUAAUCCGACUCAUGGCUUGGACUCAUCUACGGCGGUCGAAUUUAUGGAGAUGAUGCGCGAGUGGACGACCCAAAGUCGAUGUGUAGCUGCAAUGAGCGUCUAUCAAGCCAGUGAUGCAAUUACCAACUACUUUAACAAAGUUCUAGUCAUCAAUUCUGGUCGCCAGAUCUUCUACGGUCCGGUCGAAGAGGCGAAGGCAUAUUUCGAAGAACUUGGGUUUGACUGCUUAUCCACCACAACUGUCGCCGACUUUCUCAACAUGAUGUCCGCCGAUCCAGACGUGAGAAGGGCCCACGAAGGCAGAGAGAACCACAUUCCACGGACUCCAGAAGAAUUUGAGCGUUCCUUCAAAGGGAGUCGAUUUCAUCAGGAAUUGCACGUAUCGGUACAGGAGGCCAGGGAACGAUCUCAAGCCCAACCAAAUCCUCUCAUUAAAGCACCAGCUUUUGCUCUACCUAUCUGUCAUCAGGUUUGGUACUGUGCAGGCCGUCAAUUUCGCAUUGUCACCAGUGACUACAGCUUGUGGGCGGUCGAGCUCACCACCAUCGUCGUUCAAAGCCUGGUGUUGGGCACGCUGUUCCGAAACCAGCAGCAAACUACCAAGUCCCUGUUUAUCUUUGCAUCUGCAUUGUUCUACUCUGUCUUAGUUCCGGCUCUACAAUCCAUGGCAGAAUUUGGCAACGGAUUCGCCCAAAGACCGCUGAUCCUGAAACAGAAGCGAUAUCAGAUCUCCCGCCCGAUUGCUUACGCGUUCGGUUUGAUUACCACAGAUGUGGUAUGGAAAGUGGCCGCGAUCUGCUACAACAUUCCCUUAUACUUCUUGACCGGGUUCCAACGAACGCCCGGUAACUUUUUCACUUGGUUCUUGAUCGUCUACCUGGAGCAUCUUGCUCUGUCGAUGUUCUUCCGCUCGGUGGCCAUCUUCUCCCCUAAUAUGCAUCGAGCAGUACUCCCUGUUGGAAUCUUCUUUAACAUGUAUGUUUUGUACACGGGACUCUAUGUACCUGCACCUCAGAUGCAAGUAUGGCUUGGCUGGCUGCGAUAUCUCAAUGCAAGUAUAAAACUUGUCCGAGGACCCUUGUACUAUGCAUUUGAAUCGGUCAUGGUGAACGAAUUUGGAGACCUAAGCUACCAAUGCAGCCCUUCGGAUCUGGUCCCAUCGGGGCCAGAUUAUACCACAUUAGCUCACCAAGUCUGUACAGUGGUGGGAUCUCAGCCUGGAGACCUCCUUCUACCCGGGGCGUCUUACAUCCACGCUCAGUACGGAUUUGCACAGUCACAUCUUUGGCGGAAUGUAGGAAUUAAUGCGGCUCUGUUCGUCUUUUUCGCGCUUUGCUCUGGAAUUGGAAUGGAAAUGUUGAAGACACCCGCAGGUCAAUUGGCCACCGUCUUUUACAAGAGUGGCCCUCGAGUGAGCCGCAAACAUAUCAUUGACAGCGAAACAGGACCAGUUGACGCAGUUGGAAGUUCGGAUGUACCUCCUGCGCAAAGCAGCAACGGGAAUCAGUCACAAUACGUUCAAGAUCCUGACAAGAGCCAUACACUGGCAUGGACCAAGCUUAGUCUCGACCUCAAGACAAAAGAGGGCACUCGGCUCCUCUUGAACAGUCUAAAUGGCUCUGUCAAAAGUGGGCAACUCAAGGCCCUGAUGGGAGUUUCGGGCGCGGGCAAAACCACCUUGCUGAAUGCACUUGCCGGUCGUUCCACCGUUGGAACUCUCACUGGAACCUUAGCGCUCAACGGGCAAGUUCUGCCUUCGUUUUUCCGAAGCCGAAUGGGCUACGUGCAGCAGCAGGAUAUACAUCUACCCACUCAAACUGUGCGCGAAGCAUUGCAAAUGACAGCGCGACUCCGACGCCCGGAGUCCAUCUCACUGACAGAAAAGAAUGCCUACGUCGAAAAAGUGAUCGAAUGGUUGAAUAUGGAGGAAAUUGCUGACGCAUUGGUUGGUAUCCCGGGGGCUGGUCUCAAUCUCGAACAGCGGAAGAAAGUAAGUAUUGGCGUGGAAAUGGCAUCCAAGCCAGAGAUCCUCUUUCUGGAUGAGCCAACCUCGGGUCUUGAUGGCCAGUCUGCCAUGUUGAUUGCUGGUUUGCUUCGUCGCCUGGCAGACUCUGGUCAAGCCAUUCUGUGCACUAUACAUCAACCGGCGGCUGAGCUGAUUGAGCAGUUUGAUCAGCUGUAUCUCCUUAGCCGGGGAGGAAACUUGGUUUAUGACGGGCCACUUGGAGCACGCUGUCACCAGGCAAUCGAGUAUUUCCAGCCACGUAGUCGACCCUGCGGCCCGGAAGAGAAUCCAGCAGAGUAUUUCCUGGCGGUGAUUGGAGCAGGGUCUCGCAAUGACGCCCAUAUUGAUUGGCCGAUUCUCUGGCAUGACAGACAGCAGGAUGAGGAGCGAGAAAAGACCGAGCACAGCUUGAUCCCCGCAGACCAAACACCACCGAUGGAGCAACAGUCCAUGUAUUCUACACCAUUCUAUGUCCAGCUGUGGGUCGUGGUUCAGCGAACUUGGCUCUAUUACUGGAGAGAACCGGAUUACCUCACAUCCAAGCUCUGGAUGAGUGUCGGCAAUGCCCUCCUGAAUUCUCUUACGUAUCUACAGUCUCCCAACACGGAGCGAGGGGCAUACAACAGGGUGUUUUCCGCAUUCAUGUCACUAAUCGUGGGCCCUCCACUGGGGCUGCAGGUGCAACCGCGCUUCGUGACCUUACGGGAUAUUUUCGUUCUUCGCGAGCGGGAGAGCUUGACCUACCACUGGAUGGCGUGGGUUUUAUCUGCUUUUAUCGUGGAGUUACCAUUUACAUUUCUCAGCGCACUGAUUUAUUGGCUACUUUGGUACUUCCCUGUUGGAUAUUUCUACGCCCCCGACCGCUCAGGAUACAGUUUCCUCAUGUAUGAGCUCUUUGCAGUCUUUGCCACCAGUUUGGCUCAGCUAUGUGCAUCUCUGAUGCCAAACAUUGAGGCUGCCUUUGCUGCCAACGGAUUCUUCUUCAUGUUCUGCAACACCUUUGCUGGGACACUUUCUCCAAAGCCGGUGACCCCCUCCGGUUGGAGCUGGUACUACAAGGUCUCUCCCCUUUUCUACUGGAGUGAGGGUGUUACCGUGGAUAUUUUGCAUGAUUUGCCAAUUCAGUGCAAGGGCUCAGAAGUAUCAAUUUUCUACACGGUGAAUGGAACAAGCUGUGGCCAGUAUGCCCAGGAGUUUCUCAAAACCGCCACAGGAUACCUGCUCAACCCCGAAAGCAUGAAGGAGUGUGAAUACUGUCAGUACAGCGAUGGCCAAUCAUACUACCUGCAAUAUGGCUAUGAGUUUGCUAAUCGACACCGCAACAUUGGCAUUUUCAUCGGGUUCAUCGCGUUUAAUUUUUCCAUGGUUUUGGUCAUAACCUAUCUUACCAAGAUGCGUCGUCAAUGA